AUGGGAGGCAGGGUAAUUUUUGUUGAUACUUGGAAAGUAGUACGGUCGUUCAAGGAGCACACGGGCACUGUUGUUUCGUUAGCGCUUGCAUCGAACGAUGAAUUUCUUGUUACAGGAUCUGGAGAAUUUGUGGUCAUGGUUUGGGAUUUGUCGACAGGUGAAUUGGCUGUUCGAUUAGCUGGCCUCAUGGCUCCCGUUUCAUGUAUCACAAUGACCAGCAACGAUGCAUUUGUGGCAGUGGCAUGCGAAGACGAGACUCUGCGAGUGUUUGGGACAGUUUCCGGUCAAGAACUUCAUGAACUAUCCGGGCACGAUGGGAAAGUUGUUGCAAUGGUUGCUGCUCAUGAUGACUGCCAACUGUUUGCUGCUACUGUUGCUAAAAUUUACAUAUUUGACAUCCACAAUGGGAAACUUUUGGAUAUACUGAACUGUGUGAAUGUACAACCGGUUACUUCCCUUAAGAUCACGAGUGAUAACUAUUUUUUGCUAUCGGCAUGCGGCGAUCGUAUUGAUAUCUGGAAUAUCCAGAAUCAAAAUCGUGAAAUCAGCGCGACAAACGAUGACCAAGGCGUUGUUACGGGCAUAUGCAUGUCUCGGGACGAGAAAACUGCCGCUUGCGCAACGAGCUACGGUGUUGUUGCACUCUGGGACCUCGAUAUAUGUCAGUGUAUUUGUACGGUUCGUAAUCAUUUGUUUUAA
Messenger RNA from Gongylonema pulchrum, 699 nucleotides. Lineage: Eukaryota; Metazoa; Nematoda; Chromadorea; Rhabditida; Gongylonematidae. The record is from the annotation of a GenBank genome assembly.